GCACCCCUGUUUUACUAGGUGAGAGUUCACAUAUGCUUUAGUCCUGUUUAGACAAUAAUCAUAUUUAUGUUUUAUAUAGGCUACCCUACAAUCUGAGCAGAGGAUCUUAGGAAUUACAGAUUAUUUUACAGGGAUCCUCUACACAUGUGUAUUUACAUUACAGUCCUGAAAAUAUGGAGCAGAAGGCAUGUCAAAUCCCAAACUUCUGGAUAACUCAGAAUGUGUGCUCACAUUUAUGACCACAAGGUGGCGCUCUUUUAUAGAUGUCCGAUGGCCCCAACUUGACUCCAAUACAUGCAGAUCCAAACACAGGAAUGAUCAGCUAAAAUGUGACAACAUACAACACACCGGGUCAUGUAAAAUGUACCAAUGUCAGCAUAAAUCGUUAAAAAAAACAAAAAAAAAAAACGAAUCGGACAUGUUUUUAGUACCGCAAACUUUAGCCUAUCCUGAAAUAAGUAAAAAUGUUUCCUAAUGAAAUCGUGCCUGCUGAAGUUAAUGGUGAGGAUAGUGUGAUCUCAGAUCGUGUGUUUCCGAUCAUUGAUCCCCCUGUACAGGAGACCCCAUGUUUACACUCUUACACAGAUGCUUUAAGAAGUCCCCUCCCCCUCCUCCUCGCCGGACACGCCCCCACCUGGAGAGCUCUCCCUGAGUCUUGGCUGAGUGGAGGAUCCGGGAGAGCUGAACCUGGAAUUGACGGGCUGAUUGUUAGCUCCUUUGCCACACUCACCCACCGGAUUGUACAGGAGGAUCGGGGGGUCCCACCCUGAACCCCAACAGGUCUGGAUUUCUGCUAAUUGGACCGGUAAUAUAACCAAUAACGGGCAUGACAAAGAGCCUUUAGCAAACCCAGAACUAAGGAAUCAUGACAGUCCUUUUGCUCAAGUGAAACCACAAAGCUUGGAUUCAUUAUCUCGCCUUGUGUUGCUCAUUAUUGUGACAUAUCCCCUGGCUUCUUUUUGCUGACCACCUGCCCAGUAUUAAGAAACACAAUUCCCCAUCUCCACCUACAACUAACAGAUGGGGCUCGAUGCAGAGGGCUGACGUCUGCCUGGGGGGAUAAACCCUAUGGCCAUUGGCUGCCUGCCUUUCUACAACCGAGGUCAUGGGGAACUCAUAUGCAGGGCAGCUAAAAUCUGCCCAGUUUGAGGAAGCUCUUCACAAUUCCAUAGAAGCCUCUCUAAGAUGUAACAGUGUAGUACCACGACCAGUGUUCUCACAGCUUUAUCUCAAUGCAGACAACUCCACGUUCACUCCAGAAGGUGUUGAUGUCAAGCCUAAAUUGGAAGAACUAGAUAAGGAUUAUGCCCAGCGGUACACUCAGAAUGGUAGUGUUGAUUUCUCAAACAGCCAGACCGUGUGUGAAAUGGAAGAUGACGAUGAUGAUGACAUAUCUGAUACGAAUAGUCCUCCAUUACCUUACAUCCAGAAGCCACCUCCAGAGGGUUCUUGUACUGUAGAUGGGUUCUGCCAAGCAGGGAAAGAUUUGCGAUUGGUGUCACUCUGCAAAGAACACGUUGAGCUUCCGACAGGAUUUCUAUUAGUUGGGGUGAAGAACCCAUCUCUGCCUGAUCAUAUACUUGUCUGUGCAGUAGAUAAAAGAUUUCUUCCCGAUGAUGAUGGCAAAAAUGCACUUUUAGGUUUCUCCGGAAAUUGUGUUGGAUGCGGAGAGCGUGGUUUCAGGUAUUUUACGGAGUUUUCAAACCACAUAAACCUGAAACUUACAACUCAACCAAAGAAGCAAAAGCACUUAAAAUGUUACCUAGGGAGGAACUCCCAGGGGUUACUCUGUAAAGGACCACUUAUAUGCUGGAAAGAACCUCGAAGUCGACCAUUUUCUGCUCCAGUUGUUAAGCCAAUCACUCCCAUCUCAGAGAACGGAAACACUAAUGGAUACAAGUCCAGAUUCUCUCCUUCAGACAUACAGUCUUUAGCCUUUGCCAAAGCUCCUACUGCUCUUCAUUCAAGUACCCCUCAGGAUCUGUCUCGAAAUAAGAGCAUCGUUAAGCCUUUGCCACUGCCAGUGCACCCCUUGGGAAAGUCCUAUCCUGCACCUAUUUUAUUUCAAUCGCCAGAAACCAAUGGAACCACAAGUGUAGCAAGGGGCACUUUGCUAACUCCUGCACCUUCUCAAACUUUUUCUCAGUCAACUUCAAGUCCUAGCAGCAAUAGUGGAGAAAAUGCAGUUAUUACAUUUUCUGGACCACCAAAAAAACGACAUCGGGGAUGGCCUCCAAGUUCACCACUUCAGACACCUGUUUUGGCCUUCCCUGCACCUCCUAUGCGCCCUAUAACAAGACCAGUUACUGUGCCACCGCCAGUUUUGGGAGCAGUUUUCCAGCCACAGCCGAUCCCAGCAGGCGAAACUGUAAUUGUGGCAGAAAACCUAUUGAAUAAUUCUGGAGUGAGGCCUGUUAUUUUGAUAGGCUAUGGUGCAUUGCCAUAUUUCUAUGGAAAUGUCGGAGAUAUUGUUGUAAGUCCAAUGUUGGUGAAUUGCUACAAGUUACAGGAGUUGGAAAAGAAGGAACUGGAUCAGAUGGGAGUGGCCAGCAGCCAGUUCCUGAGUGUCGAAAACCUCAUUCUUCUGACAAUACAAUAUCUUGUGAAGCUUGGUUCAGAUCAAAUACCAAUUCGGGAAGUGUUUGAGAAAAUUGUGCUGAAAGCUCUACAGGAAUUUACCUAUAAAGAACGUUCUUUGCCUAUGACUUCUGCCAUGUUGGUGACACCAGCUCAGUUACCUUGGUUGGCUCGUUUGUCAGCCAGUGUUUCUCAGGAUUCGGUUCAUGUUCUCGUUACCCAAAACUCUCUUGCAGAGGGAAUAUCUGAGACUCUUCGCUCUUUAGCUGAUAUGAAACCUCUGCAGAAGAUUCCAGACUAUGUAGUAGCAAUCUGUUCCUCAAAAGCCAGAGGAAAUGAGUUUUGUGUUAUUGCUCUUGGUAAAUAUCAAUCCCGGGUUCUGGCAGAGAGCAUGCUGACAACCAGUGAGUUUUUGAAAGAGAUCAGUUAUGAGCUUAUCACAGGGAAAGUUAGCUUCUUGGCCUCCCAUUUUAAGAACACAUCCACAGGUGAUGACUUGGACAGAUUGCUGGAAAGAAUUCAGAGGAAGAGGGGAGAUAAUGUAAUCAUUCCUUUUCAUGGCGAUGUGAAAGAAUGCAUCUCUUCCCAGGAAGCGGCCUGCAUGAUUCCUGCACAAGGCAGAGGUUGUAACACUGAUAACUUCCAAAUAUACCAGUCUCAACUGAUGGUUGCUCGGAAGCUCCUCUCCCAGGUGUGUGCAAUUGCAGACAGCGGCAGUCAAAGUCUGGAUCUAGGACGGUUCAGCAAGGUGGAUUUCCUCAUUGUUGUUCCUCGCUCAGAAAUACUGGUACAGCAAACUAUUCAAAGGAUUAGACUGUCUGGUGUGUUGACUGAUUUGGGUUUAGAGGAAUUGGCAUUUGCACCUCAGCGAGCAGAAAAGUAUGUGCUUCGACUAGAUGGAGAUUUUCAAACCAAAUUUGAUGCGUUUAUAAAAAAAGUGAAACAAAAUCCAUAUACACUCUACGUUCUUAUCCAUGAUGAUAGUCAUGUAGAUUUAACCAGUGCUAUGUCAGGAACUUUGUCUCAUGGAGAUUCCUCUCAGGGCCUUUCUGACCGGAUUGUGAAUUGUCAUGAAUUGCAGGAAGCCCUAAAUCUCAUAGUGCUGCAAGUCAGUGCAUUUCCAUAUGCUUUACAGACACAGCAGUCCAAGAUCAGCCCCAACAAUGAGGUGCACUGGAUUCAGUCUGACAUGGUAGAGUGUGUAACUGGAGAGGAAAUGGUUUACUUUGGCAUUAAUGAGUACAGCAAAUCUCUACAGUGGGGUAUUACAAGUCCUUUAUUGAGAUGUGAUGAAACAUUUGAAAAAAUGGUCAACACACUUCUGGAAAGGUACCCAAGGCUUCACAGCAUGGUAAUUCGAUGCUACCUUCUUAUUCAGCAGUAUUCUGAAGCUCUUAUUGCUUUAACCACCAUGACCUCGCUCAGAGACCACACCACACCAGAGACACUUAGCAUUGUGGAUGACCUGCUUAGCUUCCCGGCGAAAGACAAAAGUGCCCAGGGACACAUGCUCAUAAUCCGGGUGCCAUCGGUACAGUUGGCAAUGUUGGCAAAGGAGCGACUGCAGGAAGUGCGAGACAAACUAGGGUUGCAGUAUCGCUUUGAAGUGCUCCUUGGUAAUCCUGCUUCUGAACUGUCUGUUGCCAAGCACUUUGUCACUAGAUUAAAGAUAUGGAGUGGAUGUGAACAAGAAGACUGGGUUCCUAGAACAUUCAAAGACCUCGAAGGCCUACCUUGUAUUGUAGUUCUUACCGGCAAGGACCCUCUUGGAGAAACCUUUCCUAGAUCCUUGAAGCACUGUGACCUCCGACUAAUCGACUCAAGUUUCCUAACACGGACAGCGUUGGAGCAAGAAAUAGGCAUAGCUUGCGGUUAUGUAUCAAGGGAUGUUAUUCGAGAACCAAUGACUGCCUUGGACCUCAGUGACAAGGAAGUUGACAAGGCUAACAGCAUUGCAAAUGAUUCUGAUGAUCUGUUUAUUGACCUCGACAGACCACAGAGUAAUGGGAGUGCAGUCACUGGGACGUCGGGUUCCAUAGCAGAAAAUGGAGUCAGUUCAUCAAGCACAGCUGAAGAAAUACAGAGACCGUCAUUAAACGCUGACUCUUCAAAUGUAGCGAACAGCUCUCUGGAUGAAGUCACUUACCCCAAUUCUACAGCCAGUGAAAUAAAAAAUGAAUGUGACGCUCUUGGAGCACAAAUGGCCAGCAGCACAACUUCAAAAUUCUCCUCCACUUCUUCAACACAAACUCUUCAAUGGACACACCAAUCAGGAAGAAAGAGCAGGACUUUGAGUUUAACAAUGCCACGCAUUGUGGUUCUCUCACGAGCUACUUACAAUCUCCUGGCUACACAUAAAAAUGGACAGACACUCUCUACCGUUUCACUCUUACCCCAUGCUGAUGUGAGCUGGUUGAGAUCACUCAGGCCUUCAAUAACCAAAGACUUAAGCAGUGAUGAGCAAUCGCUUUACUAUCGACAGUGGACAACAGCCAGGCAGCACCAUGCUGACUUUGUAAACCCCAGUGAGCAUUUGGGUACAAGGACUGUUCAUCCACGCCGUCUUCUUCUGAAUGGUCCAUCGCAGGUAGGAAAGACUGGUGCUUACCUGCAGUUUCUUAGAAUACUAUAUCGCAUGCUGAUUCGGCUUUUAGAGGUCGAUGUCUACGACGAGGAAGAGAUCAACAAAGUUGAAGGAGGACCGGAGGAGCCGACAACAGAGCUGUGGCCAGAUAUUGAAGUGUUCAGCAAAAUCCCGUUUGAUGUCACAGUACAUGAUCCAAAAUAUCGGAAAACCAGUCCACUCUACACUGUACACAGUUCACAAGUCAAGCAAGAGUCCUCUGGAGGUCGCUCUGAUGAAUCUAGGAAACGUGAAACCAUUUCUAUGAUGCUGACCAAAUUUGCAUCAUACAAUACUUUUCACCAUUGUGAGCAGUGUCACCAGUACAUGGAUGUCGGCUCUGCAUCACAGAUGCUUGAAUCUACCAUACAUGCCUUUACUUUUUCAUCCUCGAUGCUUGGUGAAGAGGUUCAACUUCACUUCAUCAUCCCCAAGUCCAAAGAACAUCAUUUCGUCUUUAGCAAACAGGGCAAGCACCUGGAGAGCAUGCGGCUCCCCCUGGUGUCCGAUAAAAACCUCUACAUUAAGAGUCCAAUUUUUACACCUUCAAGUGGCCGACAUGAACACGGACUGUUAAACCUAUAUCAUGCCAUGGAAGGUAACAGUCACCUGCAUAUUAUGGUCGUAAAGGAGUAUGAGAUGCCACUUUACCGAAAGUACUGGGCCAACCACAUCAUGCUGGUUCUUCCUAGCAUGUUUAAUAAUGCUGGAGCUGGGGCUUCCAGAUUUCUUAUCAAAGAGCUUUCUUACCACAACCUGGAACUGGAGAGAAAUCGUAUGGAGGAAAUGGGAAUCAAACGUCAAUGUGUAUGGCCCCUCAUUGUUAUCAUGGAUGACUCCUGUGUUUUGUGGAAUGUACAUGGUAAAGUUACAGAGCAGUCAAGUCAAUUUACAGAGACGGAUUCCGGUAUCAAGAAUGUCUCUCUGAAGUUUGUGCUACAGCACAUGGAAGCUACACCAAAGAUCACCAACUAUGCAAUGCUGGGGAUCCAGAAGUGGAACAGCAGGCUAAAUUCCAGCUUCCCCAAGCGUUCCUUCUCCAGGUGCCAUGUUCAUGACUUUAUAAUGCUCAACGUGGACCUGACCCAGAAUGUGCAGUAUGAUCUUAACAGGUACUUCUGUGAAGAUGUGGAUUUCAACCUUCGAACAAAUAGUGGGGGUUUGCUGAUUUGCCGCUUCAACAACUUUAGCCUAAUGAAGAAGCAUAUACACGUGGGAGGACACAAGGACUUCAUUGUCAAGCCCAAGGUCAUGAUAACAGAAAGUGCUGGUCUCAUCUCCCCUUUGCAGUACGUGUGUGCUCCAGACAGUGAGCAGACACUCCUGGCAGCUCCAGCUCAGUUCCUGCUGGAGAAGUUUCUUCAGUACAGUGCUCACAAAUUGUUUCCAAAGGCCGUAAACAACCCGAGGAACCCACUAUUGGCUGUAGACUGCUACCUGAACCUAGGACCUGAGGUGACGCUGUGCUAUGUGAGCUCCAGACCACACUCUGUAAAUGUGAACUGUGACGGACUGGCAUUCAGUGGACUUCUGCUUUAUUUGUGUGACUCCUUUGUCUGUGCAGGGAUGUUGAAGAAAUUCAGGUUUCUUAAAGGUGCUACACUCUGCGUUAUAUGCCAGGACAGAAGUUCUCUUCGGCAAACUAUUGUACGUUUGGAGCUGGAGGAUGAAUGGCAGUUCCGACUGCGAGAUGAGUUCCAGACUGCGAACAGCAUCGAUGACAAACCACUCUAUUUCCUUACUGGACGACACAUUUGAAUGUUGGGAGGCUUUAAUUUAUUUUUUUUAUUUUUUGCAAUGACGUGCCUGAAAAGUGGCUGUGAAAGGUCAUUUUGAAUCAAGUGCAAAGAAAUCGGUGGAUUCAGAUUCACUUGCUUCUGAUUAAUGGAAGGACCAUGACCAUGCACGUCUGAGUGCUACUGUUGGACAGAUGAAGACUUCAGUGCUUUUUUGCCUUUUUUAUUUUCAUUAUUUGCUUUACUCUCAUGAAUUAUCAUCCUGGGUCUUUGGACCAAUGCAGUUGCAGGCUGAGUAUCAACUUUUUAUUAGCACAAAAAUGACUAGUGGAGCAAUCUUUCUACUUUACUAAUGAUGAUGUUUUUAAUGCAUUGAAUAAUGCAAAUUGUGGCCAAGCAAGACUUCUGCGAGACACCAUGCUCAAUGACAGCUCUAUCUGUCAACAACAUUUAAAUGUGUUUCCAGAUCCUUUACAUUUGUGAAGAGAGAAGUGUGCCAAAUAUAUUUUUAGAGUUCAUUUUUAUUCUUGUAUUCUCAGUAUCGCUGAUGAACCGUACAUGAUCUAAAUGAUCAAUCUAUACAUAAAACUGAUGAUUGUGUCAACAUAUAAGGACCUAUUUUAUUGACAUCCUGUCCAGCGUGUGCACUUUUCCUUUUUUUUCAGACAAAGUGCAUGAAUUCGAACAUUUUAUCUAGCCAUUUGUUGCGUUCAUCUAUUACUAUAUGAGUGCUGUUUACUAAAUGUAAAAAAAACACUGGGAACAUUUUAUUCCUGUAUAGGGCUACGGAAUGUUAGGAUUCCUUAUAGUGCCGCCCUAGACUGUUUACUGCUACUCCGUAGGAACGGGUUUUUCCCUUCCCUCACAUAAUGCUAGAUAAAACCAGCACAGAUUCUUAAUCUUAAAAGCCUCAUUGUAAUAGACAUAGGUUAAAAGGUUCCGUUUUGUUCCCACACUUUGAAUGCGAUUUAAAGAAAAGUAAUUCAUUGAUAUUCCAGGCAAAAAGAGAGAUCUAUAUUUUUUGCAUGCCUUUCUGAUAUGGAUUUCUGCUCAAUGAAAUCGUAUAAACAAACGAACGGUGAAACGCAUAUUCGAUAGGCCUGACUUGAGGCACUAAUUCGUUUUUAUAUAACCGUAAAUGCACAAAAGACAAGUGUACACCCCUGUUAAUUUGAAACUGAAGCCUGACAUUGAAAGGUUAUAAAGAAAUCGUCUUAAUAGGAAAAAAGUAUGGUGUAUUCACAAUUUUUUUAUUUUUUCCUUUACUUGUCCAAAUAUAAGGUGCACACGCUCUUUAAAAAAACACUUAAUGUAAACCUGUCAGGAUAGAAAAAUAUGGGCACUGCUGACUUGUUUUUUUAAAUACAUGUUCAAGGACGAGCAGGUAUGUCCUAGCUUUGCUGUCUGGGGAGUUGCUGGCCUAGAACAAAGAAUGUGUGCAUCAGGUGUCUGCCACAAGCUGUUUCUGAGCCAGACUUGCCAGUUGGCAUAGGCAAGAUGAGAUGGAGGGUCCUGAAAAAUGUGCCGGUAUGGCAGCAUCUACGUGUCAGUCUUUUUUUUUUUUUUUUUUUUUAAAGACCAAAGCGAAAUGGGCCAAAUGUUUGUAUUCCAUUUUACACGCUAAACAUGCAGGUAACCAUCUAUGUUCUUACUACUUCACUUUUUAGGUAACGUUUUUAGCUUCAGUUGGAAAUGGUGUUAAGCUAUUGCAGAUGAAAUGUUUACAAAUUAGAACAAAAUAUUUAAUAUAUAAGAAAAGAAUUGCGUACUUGUAAUAUAUGUCGCAUUGAUUGGUGUUGCACAUAUUCGUGUUUGUUUAGCUUUUUUUUUUUAUUUUAAUACUUUACUUUGCAAAAUAGUCUUGCCUUUGGCGCACUCCUUAUUGUGUUUUUGGACUGUUAAAGAACAAUGGGGGUCGCCAUUAGUUUUGGCAACAAAUUUCCAGACUGGGAUUUUUCCUAGGAUGAAAUGCGCUACAUGGACCAGGUAUGGCAAAGAUUAAAGAACGAUAUUUAAAAUUUCUUUCUGUAUUGUGAGCGUAUACUGUGUUGUAUUGCAUCUCGCUUGGGCCCUUUCUGCUAAUUGUUCCACAUAGUUGUAUGUUUUUCCUCCAGCCUGUUAGGUUUUCAAUUUGCACUAAAUUACUUCAUUUUUAGAGUGAGGAAAAACAUUCAUACUGUGGGCCUGUUGUAACACAAAAUGGCAUAGAGAUCUUUGUAACUUUAUACCCAUUUUUCUAAUUUUAUGAUUUGUAAAAAAAAAAAACUUAUGUCAAACAAUUUAUGUAGUGUUUCAUAAACAGAUCUGUCACCAAAGAGAGCUUGGACAUACAAUAUUUUUAAUGGUGUUCUCAUGCUUUUCACAAAACAUGGCUAAUACUAUGCCAAGGUUGCCUCAGUCAUGAAUGAUGCCUAUAUUGAAUGUAAUCAGAGUCAGUUAUAUCAGCACCAAGCUUAUUUUGUUAUAAUGUAUACAAAUUGUUUUUAUGUGAUGAUAAAUUUAAAUAUGCUGCUUAAAAAGGGACGUUAUUGACCAAAAACUUGGUGAAUUUGGCAUCACUAGUCUACCUCAUGCUGUAUUGUUUGCAUAUUGGUUAAUUUUAUCAGUUAAUUGAACUGUUGUUGUUAUUAAAGUUAUUUACCAAAA
Messenger RNA from Rana temporaria (common frog), 9582 nucleotides. RefSeq names its product GREB1 like retinoic acid receptor coactivator (gene GREB1L). The transcript has 37 exons. The record is from RefSeq and is a predicted model, not a curated record. Bases 1106 to 6958 code for a protein of 1950 amino acids. NCBI's taxonomy places the organism in Eukaryota, Metazoa, Chordata, Amphibia, Anura, Ranidae. Gene Ontology annotation, biological process: multicellular organism development; kidney development.